Molecule: messenger RNA, 1112 nt
Organism: Eriocheir sinensis (Chinese mitten crab)
Lineage: Eukaryota; Metazoa; Arthropoda; Malacostraca; Decapoda; Varunidae
Exons: 4
Coding region: 138-1112 (324 amino acids)
Source: RefSeq, a predicted model, not a curated record
UUUCGUCUUUCUUUGUUACUACAACUUCAUUCGUUUUAUUGCCGGGCAGAAUCUCCUUUGUUAUCUCUGUUCGUUCUGUUAUCAGAGGUCCAUCGCCAUUUUCUGUAACAUUCUUAGUCUCCACAGAAGUCUCCUUAAUGGUUUCCUGUGAAGGUAGUUUUUCUUCUUUCUCUGUUACUAAAGUUUCAUUCGUUUUAUUGCCGGGCAGAAUCUCCUUUGUUAUCUCUGUUCGCACUGUUAUCAGAGGUCCAUCACCAUUUUCUGUAACAUUCUUAGUCUCCACAGAAGUCUCCUUAAUGGUUUCCCGUGAAGGAAGUUUUUCUUCUUUCUCUGUUACUACAACUUCAUUCGUUUUAUUGCCGGGUAGAAUCUCCUUUGUUAUCUCUGUUCGUUCUGUUAUCAGAGGUCCAUCGCCAUUUUCUGUAACAUUCUUAGUCUCCACAGAAGUCUCCUUAAUGGCUUCCUGUGAAGGUAGUUUUUCUUCUUUUUCUGUUACUACAACUUCAUUCGUUUUAUUGCCGGGCAGAAUCUCCUUUGUUAUCUCUGUUCGUUCUGUUAUCAGAGGUCCAUCGACAUUUUCUGUAACAUUCUUAGUCUCGAGAGAAGUAUCCUUAAUGGUUUCCCGUGAAGGUAGUUUUUCUUUUUCUGUUACUUCAACUUCAUUCGUUUUAUUGCCGGGCAGAAUCUCCUUUGUUAUCUCUGUUCGUUCUGUUAUCAGAGGUCCAUCGCCAUUUUCUGUAACAUUCUUAGUCUCGAGAGAAGUAUCCUUAAUGGUUUCCUGUGAAGGUAGUUUUUCUUCUUUCUCUGUUACUAAAGUUUCAUUCGUUUUAUUGCCGGGCAGAAUCUCCUUUGUUAUCUCUGUUCGUUCUGUUAUCAGAGGUCCAUCGCCAUUUUCUGUAACAUUCUUAGUCUCGAGACAAGUAUCCUUAAUGGUUUCCUGUGAAGGUAGUUUUUCUUCUUUUUCUGUUACUACAACUUCAUUCGUUUUAUUGCCGGGCAGAAUCUCCUUUGUUAUCUCUGUUCGUUCUGUUAUCAGAGGUCCAUCGCCAUUUUCUGUAACAUUCUUAGUCUCCACAGAAGUCUCCUUAAUGGUUUCCUACUACGUAACGUAG